AUGGGAUUCACGCCGCUUGAUUGGGUAGUGUUGACAGGAUUGAGUAUUGGAAUUGGGGAUGAUGUUCCGUAUAACCCAGUCAAGUACAAAUUUGAUUAUGUCCGUGAGCAUGUUUUUCCAGAAAUAGAAGAACCCUUAGAUUAUGAAGAUCCCCCAAUCUCUGGAAAAAAACGCCCCCCGGCACAGUGGAUUUCAGAUGCAAUCACAAUUAAAUUUUUGACUACGUAUUUCAAAGAAGAUAUCUUGGUUGCAGCUAAUUUGGAUGACAAACUUGCAGAAAAAGUGGCGAGGGCCUUUUUUAUGUAUGUUUUGGGAAAUUUUUUCUUUUCCAAUGCAAAGAACUACAUUGAUGCGGCUUGGUUAGCUGCUUUUGAGGAUCUAAAUGCAGUUGAUAUGUAUGACUGGGGUGGUCCUGCUUUUGCAAAAUUGUAUGUGGCACUCAACGCAUCUGGUAGGGGACAGAAGUCAUUAACUGGGCUGUUCCAAAUAUUAGAGUUUUGGGGAUAUGAAUAUCUGGGCAUAUGUAGACCGUGCGACCCAACUAGUGAAGAAAAAUGGCCAAGAACUUCCCGGUGGAAAGCGAAGAAAAAGACUAUCGAUAUUGUUCACUGUAGGAAUGCGCUUAAUCAGUUGACUGCAGACAUCGUGACAUGGAGACCGUGGGAAUCCGCCAUUGGUGUUCUUGACUCUGAUGUUGGUCGCAGGGCUGUGGAGCUUUCAAACAAAAGGGUUAUAUUUACUUGGAUUGGCAAGAAUAUGUGGUACCUAGGAGAACGAUCUUGGAGGCAAAAUCAUCCUACUUUUGGAAUUCCUAGAAAUCCACCAUUUAAAAUUGGCGAGGUCAGUCAUGAGAAAGCAAAACUUGUGAAAGAAGCUGGAUGGGUAGAUGCAAAUAUGUUUGUGAAAGCUGUUUCAUAUAAUAUGUAUCUGCGAUAUUGGCGACAUGUAACUAACUUCCAUCAAUUCGUGACCAAAGUCGAUUGGGUAGUUGAAUUACACGGGGUUGAUGGUGACCGUGUUAAACACCUUAUUCAACGACCUGCUCAGCAUGUACCUAUUCCACCACCACAACAAUUAUCAUACCCUGAAGCUUAUAAUCUGUUCAAGAACAUGCCGAUUUUAAUCGUGCGUUUCGCGAGUUUGUAUUAUAUGAAACGGAAGACAGGAUGA
Molecule: messenger RNA, 1170 nt
Organism: Papaver somniferum (opium poppy)
Lineage: Eukaryota; Viridiplantae; Streptophyta; Magnoliopsida; Ranunculales; Papaveraceae
Exons: 4
Coding region: 1-1170 (389 amino acids)
Source: RefSeq, a predicted model, not a curated record